GACUCCCUGAGCUGCUCUGUUAUCGUAGUUCUGAGCAUGGCACUCCCAUUCAUGCCAUCCAACAGGUAAGAUAGAGUAUCCAUACAAUCCCUGCAUUCAGUCAACAAUAUUUGGUCAAAAGAGUGUGCAAGAUUGAAGGUUGCAUUAGUGAAUGUAAGAAUAUCUUCUGUUCAGGUAAGGGUUCUUACGUAAUGCUUGAAGAGUGUUUGUACCAAGUCUCUUGCUGUUUUUUGUACCUCACAAUUUUUGGCUUUGUAUACUGGGUGUGGAUGUUUUGUCCUACAAAGUCAAUAACCCACUUUUUUGCUAUGCAAUUAGAAUGUACUGUAUAAGGAUCCAUAUAAACUCUGAAUUCUCUCUUACUUGGGAUUAUUUUCAUAUAGGAUGUGCUGUAGCGCUAACUAGCUGGUCUUCUUCAAUGAUUGUAUACAGUAUAUGGAUGGACAAAACAAAUCGAUCACAUGACACCAUUCAUUCCUAUGUGAAGACUCAAUAGCGCAUUGAAGCCAAAGAAGUAGGUUAGGAUGGAGUCUCAUGGAGACAUAACAUGCGCAGUUUGAGCUACUCCAGGAAGUGAUGUUGCAGGCUAGGUCACUGCUUCCCCGUCUCAUAGAAUAACUUAAUUUCAAGGCCGACCGAGGUACUGCAGGCUGCCAUUAGCAACUUCUUCUGUGUGCAUUUAAAAACAAAACAUCUGUUUAAGGACAUACAUCUGGUGUAUUAGAUGCAAUUAUUGAUACCAUGAUGGUCUUCAAAACAUUUAUACAAAGAUUGACAACAAAUAUCGCCAUUUUUCCAUUAACUAUAGUGGGUGAUCCUGUUUUCUGCAACCAAUGCCUGCAGUAUCGCUGUCAGGCUUGAACUUCCUAGGCUUCAAUGAGAGGGGGCAGUUGUUCUCCCUGGUCUUCUUAUUAGUACAAAAUAAAGUACUUUGCAACCUAAUGAAUGGUGCAAUAUACAGUAAAUAAAUGCAAUUCAUAAUCAUCAUUAAUUCAUAACCAUACACUAACAUAUCUGCAGCACCAGCAGCACCACACCUCCAUAGCUCAUGAGCUCUGCAGCCCAGCAGCUCCUGCGCUCCCAGCGGGAUGUGCUCCUGGAGUGGACCCAUGUCCACCCGGCCCCCCUACUACGCUGGCUAUGUGACGCCGGGGUACUUUCCCACGCCCACUACCUGUCCCUGCUGGAGCGUUCACCCUCCAAUGCCGUUGCGCAGGCCCUGGAGACGGUGUGCGCAAGCGAGGAGAGCAGCCGCGGCUUCCUGCAGGUCCUGAGGGAGGUGUGUAUGUUGAUGAACUACAGUACUUAUAAUGCCCUGCUUAAUGUAAGUAACAUAUCAGGUUAUCUUUGUAAUUAUGUUCCUGCAUCUAACAUAAUGGUGUCCUGUGACUGUCUCUUUAUCAAUACAAGGUGCAGGACUACUACUGUGAUGAGCUGCAGGUCUGGGUGGAGAGACACUGCAGGGAGAGGACGGAAGGGACACAGGAGGCCACACCGGUUAGAGUGGAGGGUGAGCCUGGCUGCAGGGGAUUUGUAGCAUGGUCCCAUAUCUGCUUGUGCUGUCUGCCAACUCCUAUUAUCAUUGGUUGGCAGAGCACAAACAGAUCAGUGACCAGGCCAGGCGGCAGAGCAGUUGUGAUAUCUGUAAAAAAACUACUGGUGGUUGUAAUAGUGUUGUCAUUGAGGUUUAGCCAAAGGCAGGCUGCCGAUUAUGUUUGAUUCAAAAAUAGGAUAUUGGCAGUGUGAGCCAAACCUGAUGCUGAAAAACGGGCAAAUUCAUGAAUUAAUUGUGACUGAAUGCGAAGUGAAAGAGCUGAUAAAGAAGAAAUAUGUCAGAUUGACUUAUUGAACAUUAUGGGGAAAUGAUUAACAGAGUCAAUUCAGGCUUGUAGUAUUCACCUGAAGUGCAAUUCUCUGGACUGUGGCAAAUCCUCUAAUGUCUUGCCAAGGUCUUAACUACUGCAGAUUGGACUGGCAAGCGGUUUGCAUACAUGCUUGUCCUUGAACAGCGAUAGAAAAGUAAUUCAUUUAGCCUGUAUAUAGUAGUCAAUAAAAUACUCUGUCAAUGUGAUAAGACAUUCUGUCGAGUUUCCAUCUGAGAUUUACCCUGGUGUUUUACCCAAAAGGCUCAAAAUGUUCUGUUUCCAUCUACGCAGACCGGCACCCAUGUCUCACUGGGCCAUGGCUCUGGCGGACAUGCUCUGACCUUGGGCCAAUGUUAGGCCACUGGUACUUUCCAGCUUGCAUUUACAUAACAAUGGCUAACUGUGAACUUUAACUUCUUCUCACAAAGCAACUGUCUUGAUGAUGCAGAGGAUGUUGAUUCUGCUCGCCCCAAGUCUUUAGAGUCACACUCCUGAUGGAAACACAAUUACACUCGAGCUUACAUUAGCAUAAAACACUGGCGACACACUGGUGUGCGGUAAGUCUUAGGUGGAAGUGCAGAUAGUGUCAAAGACCUUUCCCUGUUAUUAUCAACAAAGUCUGGGACAACAUCUAACCUGAUGUUUUUCUAGUUUGCAUCUAUGCAUUUUUUUCUCUCUCAUCUCUAUAGAGAAGAAGCCAAAAAGCCCCAUUUCAAAACUGUUCAAAGGCAAGAGCAAAUUCACUGUGACCACUGAGGUCAAAGGUAAUGAAUUCCAUCAAUAUUAAAGAUAUUAAUCAAUUAUCACUAACAUGCUUUCUAGUGUGCCCAACUGACACAUCAGUAAUAUCACACAAUUAAAUGUAUUCAGUCCCCAGGUGGGAAAAAAUGUAUCUUUCAAAUGUAUAAUUCAAAUUGUUGUCUUGAUAAUUUAGUUGAGGAAGAGUUGAAGCCUCGGCGGAGUGUAAAAUCUUCUCAUCUCAGAGGUAGGUUGAUAACGUUAAGAGUUGGGCCAAACUGUGUAGCACUGAACUUGAAUUAAUUGUUGAAUCAAUAUUUGAUUAUAAAGACAUUAUGAUACAAAAAUUGCAGCAACAUUUCCCCUAGAUAUGACUUGAGUAUCUCAUUGUAUUGUGUUAGGUAUGUAUGUCCAUGUUGCGUGUAAUUUACUUGCCUCUCUUUUAUUGCAGUUCCCCUUUCAGCUCACAAAAAUACCCUUCUGGAACGUACGGAACGACUUACAUCUUACGCAGAAGGGGGAGGGCAGGCCUCCAACUCUGCUUCUCACAUUGAGAUCCGAUACACUGAUCUCUUCGUGACCGAGGACAACGAGUCAUUUGACAGCAGCCAGCAUGAGUACUUCACCUUGGCCAGUCGACGGGCACGCAUCUACGCCCACCAGGCCUGCCAACGCAUCUGCCCUAGCCACCUCCUGAGCCCCCAAGGCACCACAGGGCGCCCCCCGAAGCGGGUAAAGGUGAAGGGCAUCGCUGGCAUCGGCAAGAGCGUGGCAGUGCAGAGGCUGGUCUAUGAGUGGGCGCUGGGGAAGCACAUGCGUGAGUUCACCUGUGUGUUCGACCUCCGCUUCCGCGAGCUGAACCUGAUCAAAGCCCCGCUGAGCUUACUGGACCUGCUUGGAGACCGCUUCCGCUACUUUAAGACGGUUCUGCCAGAGCUUCUGGCCUCGCCAGGUUCCUUGCUCUUCAUUCUGGAUGGGCUGGACGAGUUUAAAUACCAACUGGACUGGAACGCUCCUGACAGGGACAUCAGCGUGGACUCCAAGGUGCCCGUGUCAGAGCUGAUAGUGGCAUUGAUCAAGGGGAGUCUACUCCCAGAAUCCUCUGUCAUCCUGACAUCCAGGCCUUCCACGGAGGCUCCUAAGCGGUUCUUCCAGCGUUGCUGCGUGGUCCUGGGCUUCGAGGAGGACCAGGUGAAGAAGUACACCUUCAAGUUCUACAAGGACCCCAAGGUAUCUGAGAAGGUGUACAACUACAUCCUGGACAAUGACAACCUCUUUGUGCUCUCCUUCAUCCCUCUCUAUUGCUAUAUCAUCUGCACCGCCUUGGCAGAGUUCUUCUCCAGUCAGGAAGAUGGUGACUCACGGUCUCUAGAGUUGAACCCACCUAGGACAGUCAGCGAGGUUUACUACUGCUACCUGUUUACAGCCAUCAAGCACCAUGCGCUGAAAAGGAAGGCGGAGAGGAACACCCCCAGAUCUGAGGUACUUUCUCUAGUUAGGCAGCAGCUGACAAACCUGGGGAGAUUAGCUUACGAAAACCUUCUAAAGAGUAAGAUAAUGUUCGACAUACAGGACCUGGAACGUUAUGGUCUCACGCCAGUAGAUAUACAGAGCACCUUCCUCAGUCAGAUCCUGGUGCCUCUGAAAGAGGAGAGGGUGGAGAUGUUUUCCUUCUUUCACUUGACCGUCCAGGAGCAUCUGGCCGCCCUGUACUGUGCGAUCAACCUCUCAAAGCAGGGACACAUCAUCCAGGCUCUGGACUUCUGGUGCUUUGGUGAGAUCCCCCCACCUUCCACCUCCCCAACUCCCCUACUGAGCCAAGACCUCCACCUUGACCAGACUAGGGUGGAGAACCUGCAGAUGUUCACUCGCUUCUUCAUGGGGCUUCUCCGGACCAGGCUGGGGGGGCAGUUGGAUGGGCUGGUGCUGGCCCCUCUGGAGGUGGGCAUGGAGGGGGAGGAUAUCCCCACCAGGCUGGGUAUCUGGUUCCAGAACCAGUUUAAGGGUAGGCAGCUAGCCAACCAGACGGCGCUGAACCUGCUCCACUGUCUGAUGGAGCUGCACAUGAAGGAAGUCACCAGCAGGGCGGCACCAGAGAUCCGGAGUCUGAACCUGUUCAAGAUGAAGCUGAGUGUGGUGGACUGUGCAGCGUUACACUAUGUGUUGCAGUUCUCCCCACAUAGGCUCGAGGAGCUCAACCUGGGAUACUCCAACAUUGGAAACAGAGGUCUUAGCAGGCUAGUUCCAAUAUUGCACCGCUGUGAAUCUCUUUAGUGAGUAUUCAUAGCAUUUUUCUUGUGGGACACAGCUCUGCACCACCUGUUGCAAAUGUUUGAUCAUUCACAGGGACUAGCUGAGGAGAAGUAUAGCAAUUAACUCAUUAAUGUAGGUAACUAUAAUUUGUAUUUUUUCUCAGUCUGCGGUAUAACUGUCUGGAAAGGGAGGCAGCCAUCCUGCAAUCUGCAGUGUUGAAAUCAAACGACUGUCAGGUGAAGAAGCUGUUGUAAGUGACUCUGAAAAUAACAUAAAUGCAUCUCUAACACUGUUUCAUAUGCCUCUUUCUCACACUAAACUCUUGAUUCCUCUACUUUGCACAGUAUGUGUGGUAACAAUUUGGGUCCGGAAGGGGUUCUGGAGCUGUGGAAUGCCCUGGAGCAGAACACUACACUGGAGGAACUCUACUUGGACAUCACUGGCAUCACAGAGAGAGGAACAGAGAACAUUGUCAACUGCCUCAGCAAGAACACCUCUCUGAAAACGCUGACGUAAGAGAAAGACGAGAGGGAUAUGUAUUAUAUUUUUUGAAUUAUUUAUUUUAUCUGACUUAGUAUUACCGCAUUGUUGAGGAAAAGCUUGCAAGUAAGCAUUUCACUGUACUGUUUACAUCUGCUGUAUACUGUGCACGGGACAAAUUCACUUUGAUCUGAUGUUGACAGUUUUCUCUGAAGUUACAAUGGCCGUUGACAUACUGCCAUCUAGUGUAUUUCACAGUUGUUGCUUUGAUAAUAUCCUGUCUGACCUGUUAUUAUUAUUUUCUCCUUCCCAGCAUCGUGGGAAAUGACAUUGGGGAGGUGGGGAAGAGGAGGCUGAGGGAGCUGGAGCAUCGACGGCCGGGGCUCCGGAUCAUUGGGAACUUUGUGGACGACCUAGGACUGCUAAAGGCCUACCUGGAUUGGGUAGAGGAGAUACGGGAUGACCGGGACCAGAUGGACUCAGUGAAGAACGCAGAUGCCCUACAGUCCGUCUUGAAGGGGCUGAGGGUGGGAGCAGGUGGGGAGAAUGGGGAGGGAGGGGAAGGAGAGAACACAGCCAAAGCCCUGGAAUUGGAGACCAAGAUCCUGGAGCUUUUGAACGCCCCCAUUCACCUGGCUGGAGUGAAAUGA
Molecule: messenger RNA, 5986 nt
Organism: Coregonus sp. 'balchen'
Lineage: Eukaryota; Metazoa; Chordata; Actinopteri; Salmoniformes; Salmonidae
Source: the annotation of a GenBank genome assembly